Molecule: messenger RNA, 2931 nt
Organism: Tremella mesenterica DSM 1558
Lineage: Eukaryota; Fungi; Basidiomycota; Tremellomycetes; Tremellales; Tremellaceae
Exons: 13
Coding region: 1-2931 (976 amino acids)
Biological process (GO): protein deubiquitination
Molecular function (GO): cysteine-type deubiquitinase activity
Source: RefSeq, a predicted model, not a curated record
AUGUCAGGUCCAGAAGCUCAGUUGACAUACGAAAAGCCCGGCCUUGAACAUAUCGACACUGCCGCACUUGAGGCUGACCUUCCCAAGUUGCAACAUGAGGAAUACGAAUUUGACGCUGCUUUCGAGAAGCGAUUGGUGAGAAAGGUUGCUCACAUCCUAGCUCCUCCUCCAUCUUUCGGUAUUGGUACUUCGUCCAGCAGUCAGACUGAGCCAAGUCAUAAUAAUCAAUCUCGCUCUUUAAUUACUCCCCAGGGUCAGCUCAGUACACACAGAGAUCUCACUGUUGUCCCCCCUGACAUCAUGUCCUUACCUAACUCUCAGUCCCUCAACUCCGAAAUCCCUCCUGUGUCUGCCAUCGCUGUUGCCUCACCAGAGUCUGGGUCCUGGACUGAACUUGUGAUGCGAACCCCCGCAUCUUCCUUAUCAUCAGGACACGUUUCGGCGCCUGAUCCUUCUCCAGCGGUUCCAAAAUGGUCGCCCUCUCAUCCCGGAGAAGCCAUGUCUAUCGAUGAUCAGAUUAUGACAGCGAGACAAGAGGCUGCUGGGCGGCUCCGAAUUGUCAACAUCUCCUCCGAAUCGUACUCCGUGCCAAUUCCUUCCCCUCGAGUCUUAGAAGUGAAGGCACCCCGCCUCGACGCCAGUCUUGGACACAGCAUACGCCGUCUUGAUGGCUUCUGCCGUGUACCAAACCCCGAUCUGGUAAAUGAUGAUCGGUAUGAACAAUUUGAAGUUGCAUUCCAUCAUAUUCCGAAGGCCUUUGACUCCUUGCGCCAGGACUACCUCAUUGAGGCCCAGUAUAUCUCAAAAUGUGAGAAUUUGAUAGACCAAGAGGCUCAACAUGAUCCCUGCGAACUGUUUCUCAACCUGAGUGGCCGAAUCAAUCAGAUAAUUGAACACAAUCCGAUUCGGAAAACCUUCGAAUUCGGGGUAACCUGGGAUUACGUCUUCCAGCCCUGUGCUCACUCUGCCCCGGUCGCGGUAGAGAUACCCAACCUGGAGAAACAAAUAGUAGCGCCCACUCGAGCUCGAGCCAAAAUGACACUUCACAAGGAAAACCUACCGCCCAUGUUGCUCUUCAACAUUGUUUGGGACCUCCGAAGUUCUUCUCUGCAUCAAGUAAUUCAAUCAUUUGAUAUUCCAAACAUCAUCAACCCGGCUCAGAUUUCGGCUGUCCCUCCUACCAUACUCCCCACUAAUCUGCCAAUGUACAAACUCAAGGGAAUGCUCUGCCGAAAGGGAGAUACGGUCCAGGUGACCAGUGGCCACUAUGUGGCUCUGAUCAAGGAUGACGUAGCGUUGUGGGAGAUUGAUGAUGAGACCACUUCUCGCAUGUUUCUCAACAGGGACGCAUUUACUGGGACACGAUUCCCAGUCCUACUGUUCUAUGCUCUUGAAGAUGGCGUCAACCAGGGGGCCGGUCAACCCCUUGCCAAGAAGAGAAAACUGAACAAGUCGAGUUCCAAGGUGAACGAAGCAGCAAAAGGUUCUGGUGUUGGUUCAACACCUUCCGAAGGGCCGAAAGCUCAAAAUCAGGAAUUAAAGGGACCAGGUAGUCAGGCUCCGAAUUCGGAAUUACUUGAAGUUCGUCCUCCGAAACUCAACACUCCAAGUGAGCGCCUUCCGAUUUUGACCGAAAACCAACCUAUCCCAGCCACAGUCGUCCUCUCCAAGACCUCGACAACCAUCAGUGCCCCUACAGACUCCAUUGCAGGACAGCCAGACGUUGUCCUUCACAAGCCCGACCCCACCAUGUCCACAGAUCCCCAAAAUAUUGAGCUACCUGCCAACAAACCUCCCGAAACCAUGCCAUCUUUAUCAGAUGACGUAUUACAGAAGGGUGAAUCCCAGGUUGUGUCCGAAAGCCCCCCAGAAGCUGUCAAGUCCUCGGCCUCUUCGUCUGCAUCCAUGGACAUCGACCCACCAAGUGCCUUCCCUAUUGAAGUUCGAGACCCCUCUCCCGAACCUCUGGUCCCUAAGUACUGUCUACUUGAGAAAUCUCACCUUUCGGAUGAACUCGUCGAGGACCUAUCCCGCCAGAUUGAAGCUGGCUUGAGGGAUUCACCCCAAGAGGAGACCCGAAAGGGGUUGAGACUACAGGGUCUAGUGUCUACAUUUGAUGCAGAGACUUUGGCCAAGUUUCAUGGACGGAUGAAGUGGUACACAAACUUCGGGAUCGAUGAUAUUCUGCUCGGCUGGGGACAACUGGAAUCCAUACACACCUGGUGGUACUCCUUGGCUCUCACUUGGCAGAUGGGCAAUGGAGAAGGAAAUCACGUUGGAAUUUUGAUGGGUAAAUCACAUUUCGGAACAUUGGUUAUCUUCGGGCCUCAAAAGCUGGUAUUAAUGUAUGAUGGUGCUGGUGGAAUCUAUGACUCACCAGAGCAGAAGAAGCAAUGGUCUCAUCUGCUAGAGCGACGGCUGGAUUGGGAAGUGAAGAAAGGAAUAGCGACCGAAGCCGAGGCAAUGGGCUGGUUGGUUGCUGUGAACUCUCAGGCUACUAGGGACAGUCUUGAAUGGGCUACUCAAGUCGACUCUCAUAGCUGUGGACCUCUCUCAUGUGCAGCUGCAUGUCUUCUUCUCCAGGGAAUCAAACCUACCGCUUCCGCUCUUGGUCUGAAAUCAUCCAAUCUAGCUAGGGGCGAGAGCAGGAAGCUCCGAACUAGCGUGCUUCAAUUGGUGUUGGCAAUGGCUGCAAGGGAUCCAGCAAAUGAGAUUUUCUUCACUCCGAAAGUGAAGAAACAGCUGGAGAACCUCCCGAACUCUGCUCAUUUACAUGCAUAUGAAUAUGAUUUGGAUGUUACACAGGAUGAAAAAUCUGCAGGAUUGUUCAAUUUCAUAAGAUUGAAGAAGGGACCCCCGAAAGAUGCCCAUUUCGGUUGGUUGACUCAUAUGAGCCCUGGAACCAACAUAGUCCUAGCAGUCAAGUCUUGA